AUGCGCCAAAAACGCAUUAUAUCAGCGAAGAUUCAAGACAAAGAAGAGAUCCCACCAGACCAGCAGAGACUCAUCUUCGCUGGUAAACAGCUCGAGGAUGGUCGAACGCUUGCGGAUUACAACAUCCAGAAGGAAUCAACCCUUCAUUUGGUUCUCAGGUUGAGAGGAGGUAUGCAGAUUUUUGUUAAGACUCUUACCGGCAAGACGAUUACCCUUGAGGUUGAAAGUUCAGACACCAUUGACAAUGUCAAGGCAAAGAUCCAAGAUAAGGAAGGAAUCCCUCCAGAUCAGCAAAGGCUAAUCUUUGCCGGUAAGCAGCUCGAGGAUGGCCGUACUCUUGCGGAUUACAACAUCCAAAAGGAGUCAACCCUUCAUUUGGUGCUUCGUCUAAGAGGUGGUAUGCAGAUAUUUGUCAAGACACUUACCGGUAAAACUAUUACCCUAGAAGUUGAGAGCUCAUACACCAUUGACAAUGUCAAGGCAAAGAUUCAAGACAAGGAAAGAAUCCCUCCGGACCAACAGAGACUCAUCUUUGCCGGAAAACAACUUGAGGAUGGUAGAACGCUUGCAGAUUACAACAUUCAGAAGGAAUCAAUUUUGCAUUUGGUGCUUCGUCUGAGAGGUGGUAUGCAGAUAUUCGUCAAGACACUUACCGGUAAAACCAUCACUCUUGAAGUUGAGAGCUCAGACACUAUCGACAAUGUGAAGGCGAAGAUUCAAGACAAAGAAGGGAUCCCACCAGACCAACAGAGACUUAUCUUCGCUGGAAAACAGCUCGAGGAUGGUCGCACUCUUGCAGACUACAACAUCCAAAAGGAAUCGACUCUUCACCUCGUGCUGCGUCUCCGGGUGGAAGCAUCUGAACAAGAAACUAUGGUUCCAACAUUGACCACCAUUUGA
This is a messenger RNA of Arabis nemorensis, 900 nucleotides long. The record is from the annotation of a GenBank genome assembly. NCBI's taxonomy places the organism in Eukaryota, Viridiplantae, Streptophyta, Magnoliopsida, Brassicales, Brassicaceae.